UCAGUUUAGUUCGGUCUCGUGUCGGUUCUGUUGUUGAAGUCCAAACGUGGCGCUGCUCGUUACUUCAAUAAAUUCAAGUCGUGCUGCUCCUGUUGAUGGAGAAACACCUCGUGUUUUAAUCCCCUCAGGCUCGUCUGCCAGGUGUGCAUCCUUUGACAAGUCUAUACACUGCACCUUUGACAUGGUCAACAUGAAGAUUGAGAGGGAGGACAUCAUUUUUCAGGCUCUCCUCUUCAUCCACAUCCCUGUGGCCUGCCUCUUCACUGCAGUGUCAGCUCAGGCCGACAGCAGCAGCAGCGUGGUGGUGGCGGGGUACAACGUGAGCGCCCCGGCUGGGUCAAGGGUGUUGCUGCAGUGCGUGAGCGGCCGGAUGGUGUGGACCAGGGACAGGGUGAGGGACAGACAGAGGGUGCUCCACUGGGACCUGUACAGAGCCAGUCCAGACUACACCAUGGAGAGGGUGGUGGACAUGUUCUCAGCGGGGGACCAGAGGAUCUACAACUCCUAUAACCUGGACAGGGUCAGCCUCAGCCGGACCGCCUUCAAGGAUGGAAACUUCUCUCUGGUCAUCAAAGACGUGACUAUGAACGACCGAGGUCUGUACUCUUGUAACCUCCACCAUCUCUACUGCCACCUGUAUGAAACAGUCCGGGUGCAGCUCAAUGUUACUAAAUCCCGUCGUAAAGAACAGCGCUACUGGGAUGGACACAAAGCGGUGUAUGUGGUGCUACUUGGCAGCACCGUGGUUCUGCCGUGCGUCAACCGACGUAAUGUGUGGACGGACUGGACCAAUGAGGAAGAGGACCAGCAGGUGGUUCACUGGGACAGACAGUCUCCAGGAGUCCGGCAUGACCGCGCAGACCGGCUGGUGGACCUGUACGCCUCCGGGGAACAGCGUAGCUAUGGACCUCUGUUCCUCCAGAGGAAGAUGAACAUCAGCAACCAAGCCUUCUCGGAGGGGGACUUUUCACUUGCUAUAUCUGAUCUGAAGCCCACUGAUCAGGGGAAGUAUUCCUGCCAUCUCCACCAUCACUACUGUGGCCUACAUGAAAGAAGAGAGUUUCAGGUUACAGUGGAACCACCAGUGAUACAGCCCACCCUGCCAGCCAAGGCACUGCCCAGUGAAGACAAAGACACCACUAAGGCUGAAUCACCGCGAGUCAUCAAUGUGAUCCUCCCUGAGCAGAGACACCACUUUCUCCUGCCGCUCGGCUACGUCCUCACCUCCUUCCUGCUCCUGGCCUUCAUCAUCCUCAUCAUCAUCCUCAUCACACGCAGACGUAGAACCAAAGAGUAUCACCCACAGGUGUCUAUAAGGUCCAGCAGAAGUCAGAGCAGCUCAGAGGAGUUUGAGAUGGACGUCCCUGAAGUGAAUGUGUGCAGUCGGGAGGAGAAAAGAUUUGAGUACAAGAACAACCUGCUGAAAGAGAAGGUGCACAUAAUCUCUCAGCCCAAAGUCAUUGAUCUUGACAAAGAGAUGCAGAAGUUUUCUAAGUGACCACAUGACAAAAAUAGAAGUGAAGCUGAGGUCACUGGCUGGUCCAGAUCCAUAGUGAACACCUUCACCCUUCUCUGUGUCCUGACGCGACACAAAGCAAGAAAAGAAAAGGUUGUGAAAAGCAGAAAACAUGUCUUCAAAGUAUCAGCACUACAGACAAAAUAAAAAGUGUUUUUGUUUUUUAAUUUUUUGUACUUGAGCAUACUUAAAAUACUGGACUUUGAUACAUUUGCGCUUUACACUUACGCCACCUAGAGGGGAGUUGAAACAAAGCCCUAAAUUGAACAUGAAAAAUGUGCAAAUUAUUUUAAUUAUCUGGAUGAAGUUCACUGAUUUGAAUAAUCAGUUAUUACAGUGUUGAUCAUUAUUCCGAGAGUAUGAUAAACAUGUGUUUCUUCUGUUUUACUGUCAUAUCAUCUCAGCUUUACUGACACGCCCACUGAAGAACAACCAUCAGUGUGUACCACCUCCUGCAGGCUAAUAUUAACUGUAUGCUAACUGACCAAUCAAGCAUUGCAAGACAUUAUGAUUGAUCUUGAUGCUCGGACUGUAUUUUUUGUGGAAUGUACAUUUUACAUGAAAUGUUUUUUUGUUUGAUGCUGAUGUUGAAAUGGGGAGAGGGUUUUAUAUGAUUUGUUUUCUCCUUGUGUUCAAAUCAUCUUGUCAAGAUCACAUCCUAUUGUUCACUGAAUAUGGACUGAAACAAUGGUGGGAGUUGUUUUUACUGCAGACAUUUUUGACUUGCCAGAGGAGAAAAAUACAGAUGUAAUUAAAAACAUCAACAAGUGUCUGAGUGUGACUGUGAGAAAAUUGUCAACUCUGACUCUGGCAAGAAGCAGUGACACAUUUAGCCCUCCUAAACUUUGACUUUGUUCAGCUGUGCUUUUCCUUUUUUUGAAAUGUCAGAAUGUACUUUAUGAUGAAGAUCUUUAGUAAAUCUGUAAUUCACAAACAUAUUUUUCAUUCACCUGUUUGGAUGUUGGGAGUAGAAUCAAGCAUCUUCAUAUUUUAGAUUUCACUGACAUGUUCGUUUGAUGCACGGAAUGUCACCUGGUUCAACAGAACUACUUGUCUACAUGAGAAGAGACGGUGACCUUAUGCCUUCUGCUCAUUUUAGAUGCUUGCUUGUCUUUUCAUUUGGUGGGCUACCUUUAAAGGGAACUACACACUCAAAGUGAUUUGCUGAACACAGGUCAUGUUUGCACUGUUGUAAGAUCAGUAUUUUGAAAAACUGAGGAGAUGCUUAAAACACCAUCCCAUCAGAUUAAGACAUUUAUGACCAACCAAAAGAUAGAACAGUGUUAUUGUGUUAUUGCAAAUCUUAUUUUUCCCUCCCUCACCUCAUCCCAGCCUUGUCCGGCAUCCGCUGGUGUGAGGGUGGCAUUGAAUGAAUGACUGCAUAAUAAAUACAGAAAUAAAUACAA
This is a messenger RNA of Labrus bergylta (ballan wrasse), 2922 nucleotides long. RefSeq names its product matrix remodeling-associated protein 8. The record is from RefSeq and is a predicted model, not a curated record. Gene Ontology annotation, cellular component: cell surface; membrane. Lineage: Eukaryota; Metazoa; Chordata; Actinopteri; Labriformes; Labridae. Gene Ontology annotation, biological process: cell adhesion; cell differentiation.